AGGAGGGGCAUCACGGGAGAGGACGUGCGGCCCGUUCCCACAGAAUUUUCUGACCCCCUCCUCACCUCACCGCCUCUCCCGAAACUCCUUCCCACGAAGCCAUGGCGUCCACCUCCAGAUCCGCGCGUUGCCCCACCGCGUGAACCCCAUCUCGGCCAGAUCCAGGGCGAGGCCGGCGGCGGACGGGCGAGGCCGGAGGCGGACGGCGGACGGGCGAGGGGCGAGGCAGGCCGGCGGCGGGGAACACAGCGGAGCCGGCGAAGGGGAAGGCAGAGGAGGGGGCAGCUGAAGAAACUUGCGAUUUGGAGUUCCUCGAUCUGAAGAAACUUGCGGUUUCCGACUUGGACUCAAGACAAUCUGGUCUGUACUUGUGAAUAUUUGGAUGCCUAUAAUUGAGUAAAUCAUGCGGGGAAAGCUUUGGAUGAGAUGUUCUCCCUUCCUUUCUAAACGCUAUGUCUCUACCUGUGGGACAACCUCCUCAUUAUCUCCAUCCACAUCGUACUCUUCAAUACAACCAUGGCUCUUUGUUGGUCUGGGUAAUCCCGGCGAGAAGUACCAAUCCACCAGACACAAUGUUGGGUUUGAUAUGAUAGACGCGUUUGCACAGUCUCAGGGCAUACCCCUGACCACACAUCACUUCAAAGCACUAUUUGGUGAAGGGAUGGUUGAUGGUGUCCCUGUUUUGCUUGCCAAGCCUCAAACAUAUAUAAAUCUCAGCGGUGAAUCUGCUGCUGCACUUGCUGCCUAUUAUAAAUUGCCACUUCACCGUGUCCUAGUGGCAUACGAUGACACAGACCUUCCGUGUGGAGUUCUCCGUUUACAACCUAAAGGAGGAUCUGGACGUCACAAUGGGUUGAAGAGUGUGAUCUACCAUUUCCGCAAGAACCGGGAAUUUGGUCGAUUAAGGAUUGGAAUUGGACGUCCUCCUGGUCAGAUGGAUCCCAAAGCUUUCGUGCUUCAGAAGUUUAAUAAGACUGCUCGUGAACGGAUUGACUCGGGCAUAAAAGAGGGUGUCGACAUCCUGAAGAUGGUGGUCACCAAGGGUUUGACGGAGGCGGCAAGGGUUUCAAAUGUGAAUCAGAAGUACAAGCAUCUGGUAUCAGAUGACCAGCAGCUGUAUUGAAGGGCGCGCUACACAAAAUUGUGGCAAGAUUAGCCAUAAAAACACUGAAGCCUGAUGAUGGUCAAGAAAAGCAUCUCCAUGCCAACUGGAAUGAGGUGAAGCUGGAGAACGUGGUAGAGAGUGGUCUAUACUGAACUGGAGCACUGUCGUCCCCUUGUACUACUAGUUCCGGUGGCUUGCAGUUAAACCAUACUCUUGUUUGAUAAAAAGAAAACGAAAAUAGCUCUCCUGACCCACCCACCACAAUACCGUUACUUUAAGAUAUGCGUAGUUCUUUUUUUUGCAUUUAA
This is a messenger RNA of Brachypodium distachyon (stiff brome), 1413 nucleotides long. RefSeq names its product CRS2-like protein, chloroplastic. The transcript has 9 exons. Gene Ontology annotation, molecular function: peptidyl-tRNA hydrolase activity. The coding region runs from base 404 to 1123 and encodes 239 amino acids. NCBI's taxonomy places the organism in Eukaryota, Viridiplantae, Streptophyta, Magnoliopsida, Poales, Poaceae. The record is from RefSeq and is a predicted model, not a curated record.